AUGAAGCCCUCGGCAAUAAUCAGCUUCACUUUUCAAGCGCCGGUAGGAGAAGGCAACUCUCUACUGGUGGUUUUCCUCAACGGCUGGGGUCUAUCGCAGCAGUUCCGGGCUCUGAUCAUUGCCAAACUGAAAUCUCUCAGCCGGCAGAUGUUACCCCAGAGGCCCUCCGCACAGCUCGCGAACUCAUCUAAAAAAAUCUUCCAUCCCAGCGUAGGAAGUAAAGAAGGGUUGAGUCGGAGCAACUUACCUUCCCUCCUGCCUGAAAGUGACAAGCCGAUUUUGCAAGGGCCUGAUGGGAACGUGCCGUUUGUGACCAUCGUUGGGCACGACUUUCACACUUUUGCUGCCGAAUCUGCUCCGAUGGGCAACCCUGAGUCAGUCACCAAGGCUUACACGAACCCAUUUCUGGCACUGCUAUAA
Molecule: messenger RNA, 420 nt
Organism: Penicillium chermesinum
Lineage: Eukaryota; Fungi; Ascomycota; Eurotiomycetes; Eurotiales; Aspergillaceae
Product: Alpha/Beta hydrolase protein
Exons: 1
Coding region: 1-420 (139 amino acids)
Source: RefSeq, a predicted model, not a curated record